Molecule: messenger RNA, 1192 nt
Organism: Erythranthe guttata (spotted monkey flower)
Lineage: Eukaryota; Viridiplantae; Streptophyta; Magnoliopsida; Lamiales; Phrymaceae
Source: RefSeq, a predicted model, not a curated record
AGCGGAGCGCCCUCUUUUUUGAAAACCUCCCCUCUUCUCGCGCCGUCUCUCAUCCCCGCAGCACUUCCGCCCCUCUCCGAUCUGUUGCUACCUUCCAAACCCACUCGUACGCGCUUAGUUUGGUUUUGUCAGGCAAAAACUGCAUCCAAUUGGGCUUACAUCUCCCUUAUGUAAUGAUCAACACCGAACAAACCGGUAAUGGGCUGGUCAGUGGCGGAACCCCCGCCCCCGCCCUCGCCCCCCACGAUAAGCAACUCCUCGUAAGUGCUCCUAAAAAGACUGCACUGAGAGACGUGCAGAACGAAAACAUGGCAACUCACAAGCAGCAAGAUUUACUUCCUUUAGGUGGGAAAUCGAGUGGCGACACAAUCAAGGCGUACAGUGGUAUGAAUGAAAACGUGAUGAAUGCACGUAGGAGAUUCGAGCUUGAACUCGGUAGAGGAAGACUUCAGAACAACGUCGACAAGAUUUCGGAUUAUUCAGAGCCGAAGAAUUUAAUUCCAUUGCGGCAGGAAACUAAUGUGACAGCUGUCAAGGCAUUGCCAAGUGGUGGGCCGUCAUCAGUUCCGAGUUCUUUUGGCAAGCAGAGUAGUAAUAAUAAUAAUAGCAGUGCAGUGGGUAAGGUUUCUAGCAUUGAUUUGAAGAGCAACGGCGAUCAGAUUAGAACAGAUCGUUUCAUUCGCCUACAAAAGUUUUUGAAGCAAUGCGACGAAGCUAACCAGAGAGAGUACACUCAGAUGCUUCUGCGUUUAUCUCCUUCCGAUCUUAGCAAGCACGCUGUGGAAUUGGAGAAGAGAGCAAUCCAGUUGACCGUAGAGGAAGGGAGUGAGAUGCGGCGGAUGAAGACGCUGAACAUUCUGGGGAAAUCUUCUCCAACAAACAAUCUGAUGAAACCAACUCAGUUAUUGCAAUCAAACAAACGUUAACUACGAGGUUUGAAGUGAAUCAGUAGGCUUCUUUGGUCUUCAUAUUGAUACUGUUCAGAUCCCUAUCUAUCACUCUUGUGUUUUUUCACCUUUUGUACUAAGUUCUAUCCGAAACUAAGAUCGUUAGUUAGCCUGUAAUCAUCGUACGUUGCAACUCGUCUUCGUUUUUUACGAAAUAAGCAGUUAGUUAUAAAUUAUAAUGUAGCUCGUGUUUGUGUUCCGAUAUCAAGAAACUCUUCCCACUUUACCCCCGUUUCUAGAUUUUA